CAACUUCUUGUACAUACAGCCCUGCAUGAUUCCCAGAAAGUGGACCCUACAUUUAUAGAGCAUGAACAGUCGACGGAAUUUCCCGACUUUGGGCUGGUGAGCGUUCAAAGUUUGGGACAAAUUCUGUCGGGAAAGAGCACAUUAUCAUUUUUCAUCGCAUUCACUGCUUUUCUGAAACGAAUAAAACUUGAUUAUUUCAGGGAUCCUCCCACAUAUGCGACACGUUUUCACAAAUUACGAUUUGCCGACUGUGUAGCUCCUGGUAGCUUGAAUGCGAGCCGACGAAGCUACAUGAGAUAUGACGAUAUGAUUGGGUCAAACUAG
Haemonchus placei is the source of this 324-nucleotide messenger RNA. The record is from the annotation of a GenBank genome assembly. Lineage: Eukaryota; Metazoa; Nematoda; Chromadorea; Rhabditida; Trichostrongylidae.